Trypanosoma conorhini is the source of this 3231-nucleotide messenger RNA. RefSeq lists its product as uncharacterized. The record is from RefSeq and is a predicted model, not a curated record. NCBI's taxonomy places the organism in Eukaryota, Euglenozoa, Kinetoplastea, Trypanosomatida, Trypanosomatidae. The transcript has a single exon. Bases 1 to 3231 code for a protein of 1076 amino acids.
AUGUCGUCAUGCAUCGAUCCCGCCACUGGCUUGCCAUUCGCAGUCGUGCCUGAUGCGCUGCGGGCCGCAUACGGCUUUGUCGACGGCUGCGCUGCUUAUUACUGUGCACAAGCAGAGCAGUUUGUCUUGGCGGCGGGCAACGAAAGCCGGCAAGAGCCCGUUGUGGUGCUUCUCACGCGCGAUGCCCUCUACCUUGGGGACGAGCAGGGAGGGAUUUACCGGCGCGUGGAGCUCACGAACAUCUGCCGUCUCGUGGCGAACGGCGAUCUCCCCUCAGUCAACGACCCCGAACGGUCGCGGAAUCCUUUCACGGCGUUUGUGCUUAGCGGCCAACAGGAGCCAAGCGAUAUCGUUUUGGCCGGUCGCCCGGGCCACGUGGCCGCGCUGAUUGCGCUGCGGCUGCUGUCGUCGCGCGAGCGCGCCGUUCCGAUGCACACGUGCGCCGUUGAUGGGUGUCACUCUCUGCCGCAGGGGGCUGUGCGGCUCCCGCCGCCCCGCACACCCGUCGCGGGCCCGCAGGAGCAGCAGGCGCUGCGCGAAAGCAUCCCGGCACGCGGCGGGGCGGAUGCGUUGCCUGUCGGCGUCUGCAGGGGGCAGUUUGUGGCGACGCUCGCCCGCGUGGCGGAUGAGGAGCGGAGAGCGACGGCGACCUCCGACGGCGUCGCCACGGGGAUGUGGGUGCCAGUUGCCGUUCGGCGCUGCUUCCCGCCCUUCAAGGACGUGCUGCUCUUUUGGGGUGGGCGCGUGAAGUUCCACGGCGAGACUCUGCGGGAGGCGUCGGAGGCCGUCCUCUUCGUCACCGCGGCGCAGGUCGUGGUGGUGCAGGAACAGCAACCCGUGCGCGUCCUGCCGUUGCACGCCAUUUCAGUCAUUCUCGUUCACCGCAUCGACGGUGCGCUAAGGCGGCGCCUCACCUUCUUAGUUUCGGGCCUGAGUGAUGUGGAGAUCUGCGUUCAAACACAUGUGCACGACAAUGAGCGGUUGCUCGCGCAGCUGCACAGCGCCCUCCGCGCCGUCGAUCCAACCAACUUGCCCCCCAUUAGGCCCAUCACAAGUACGAAGGGGUUGAGGCUGCGGGUGAGGCCAAGGAAGGGGCAGAAGACACCCACCGUUGUGCUGCCGCCGUCGUCAGAGAGUGUGCGAUACCGCAAUUUUGUCUUUGAUUGCGUGCAGGAUAUCCUGCGGGAGUGUGAACCAUCGCGAGAGCAUACAGCCGCUGCGCUUGUUGAGCACUACUUUGGGAGAGAGUUGGAGUUGCUCGGCCUCCUCUACAGUACCUACCCCGAAUACGCUGUGCGGCAGGAGCGUCGCGCAGGACCCAAAUAUCGUGAGCGGCUGCUGGCGUUCUGUGCAAAGUACCUUCCCGAUAGCGUUGGCAUCGUCGACGAGGUCCUCUACAGUUACAAGACGCGUGAGGAGGAGCUCUUUCGUCGGCUUGUGCAGCGGUACGGCCCGGAGCCCCGGGAGGCGCCGGUGCCGCUGGAAAGGAACCGCACAACCCUGACGCCGGAGGAGGUCCGGAGGGCGCUGGUGAAUUUUUACCGUCACUACGAGCCAAGGAAGAUUGCCGACGUUGACGCCAUCAUGGCGCUCUACCGCGAGCGGGAGCAGCUGCUCUUUGACCGACUCACACAACUCUACGGCCCCAUGCCGCCUGACCAGGACUCCGCCUCGCCGCCGGCACAGCCCGCGUUGCCGCCUCCGCCGACCUCCUCCCACUCGGCCCCCUCUCCGCCGUGCGAGGAUGAAGCUGUGGGCCGCCCUUCGUGGCUUCAGCGGGUAGAGGCCUUUCUCGCCCGCUACGUACCCGAACGCAGUGGGGAGGCUGAGACGUUGCUCCAGAGAUUCGCCGGAUCUGAGGAGGCUCUCCUCUACGGCCUUGAGAAGAAAUACGGCCCUGAACCCGUGAUUGCCACACGGCGCAAUCGCGCGCGCGUUGCGGCGUUCUUUGUGCGUGCGGGCUUGCCAGAGCCUGACGAGGCGGAGAUUGACGAGGCGAUUCACUCCUUCUGCGGCGGUGAAGAGGACUUUUUCUUUCAACUUGAGCAGCAGUACGGCGCGGAGAAGCCGUUGCGGUUCCCACCGGGGCCCCAAGACGUCACCGCGGCGGAGUUUGCAAAGGUGGACCUUCGGACCGAAAUUCCCUUUGUGGAGGUGCCGGAGCCGCUGCAGCCUCUCUUCCCCAGUUUCUGUGGCAGGGCCGCACUCCUUUGGUUUGGCCGCGUGCUUCACUGGGAGCAACCGGCAGCGCCGACGCUGCGCUGCGCCUACCUCACCUCCUCGCACAUUUAUGUGGGCAACUCUGAAGCCGACACCGCGCGCUGUGCCGCGCUGGAACUGGUAGAAGCGGUGUACAUAAAUUCGAGGCGCGAGCGCAAAGACAUGCCCCCGUGCAUGCUGAUUCGUGUACAGGGGGAGCAUGAUCUUUUCUUUGCGUUUGCCUGCGACGACGAGGGGCACCAGCUGCUCUCAGCGCUCACAAGCACACUGACGCAGUACCACUUUGGCAGCCGCUGCCGUGUGAUUGCGUGCGCCAGCUUCACCGAUCCUGGAAUUCAGGUUGACUGCUUGCGUCGACCGACGCACAUCAACCGUGUUGCAGCCGUCGUGCGGCGACCCCGCACUACGUCAUCUGUGUGCAUCCGCGACACCAACAAUAACAGGGCUGUCCAUUCUAAUAUUGACGAGUACGAUGUCCACGCCCUCCGCCUGCUGAAACAGCAGGAGUGUGAAGUGCGUAGCAGGCUCCACGAUGCUCUAAUUGUAAAGUAUGACGAGGGUCAGCAGGUGGCGUUGCAACAGGACGCCGCUCUCGUUAACCACAGGUGGGACAUUAUUCGCCCGUUGGCAACGAAGCAGAAGGAGGUGUUUGGCACUGUGCCUUCGCGGCCCGUUGCUGGAGGCGGCAUCGCCAGCGACGCCCAGCCGGCAAUGGGGCACCGACCUGCGCGGCUACAGGGGUUUCAAGUGGUCGCCGGUGUCCCGUCGCAUACAGAUAAACUCAAUCCACUGCAGCGGGCGCAGUACAUGAAAUUUUCCCCUAAUGGAACGUACGGCCUGGGCGUGAAAGGCAGUCGGUGCAGUGGCACCCCGACGGGGCUCACGGCGACGCCGGAGAGCAGCGCCGCACGUUUGUUGGCGCGUUUCCCUGAGGGUCCGGCUGCAAACCCCGCCCAUGAAGUUUCCUAUCGGCCCUCCAUCAUCAGGGACGAUGGGCUUGUGGGCGAAUAG